This is a messenger RNA of Musa acuminata AAA Group (dessert banana), 2762 nucleotides long. RefSeq lists its product as uncharacterized. Gene Ontology annotation, cellular component: Prp19 complex; precatalytic spliceosome; post-mRNA release spliceosomal complex. The transcript has 7 exons. The coding region runs from base 155 to 2266 and encodes 703 amino acids. The record is from RefSeq and is a predicted model, not a curated record. Gene Ontology annotation, molecular function: protein binding. Gene Ontology annotation, biological process: spliceosomal complex assembly; mRNA splicing, via spliceosome. NCBI's taxonomy places the organism in Eukaryota, Viridiplantae, Streptophyta, Magnoliopsida, Zingiberales, Musaceae.
UUCCUUUGUGUCGAGGGUCUUCCUGUGCCCUCUCCCCCAACUCUUACCACCUCAAACCCUAAUUCUUGAUCCUUUCUAUUUCGCCUUCCUCCUUCUCCGCCCCCUUGCUUUCUGAAACCGUAUUCCCAUAGUUGCAGCGCAAGGUUUCUUCGACAUGGCGUCCGACCCGAACCUGGGGUUCCUGACGAAGCGGGACACGGAGGUGAAGCUCCCGCGGCCGACCCGCGUGAAGAACAAGACCCCGGCGACCAUCCAGAUCACCGCCGAGCAGAUCCUGCGGGAGGCCCGGGAGCGGCAGGAGCCCGAGAUCCGCCCUCCCAAGCAGAAGAUCACCGACGUCCACGAGCUCGCCGACUACCGCCUCCGCAAGCGCAAGGAGUUCGAGGACCUUAUCCGCCGCGCCCGCUGGAACACUGGCGCUUGGGUCAAGUACGCCGCCUGGGAGGAGUCCCAGGGCGACUUCGCCCGCGCCCGCUCCGUCUGGGAGCGCGUCCUUGAGGUCGACUACCGCAACCCCACCCUGUGGCUCAAGUAUGCGGAGCUCGAGAUGCGCCACCGCUUCGUCAACCAUGCUCGCAACGUCUGGGACCGCGCCGUUGCGCUCCUACCCCGCGUCGACCAGCUAUGGUACAAGUACAUCCACAUGGAAGAGAUGCUCGGCGACGUCGCCGGCGCCCGCCAGAUAUUCGAGCGCUGGAUGGACUGGCACCCCGACACCCAGGGCUGGCUCUCCUACAUCAAGUUCGAGCUGCGGUACAAUGAGGUCGACCGGGCACGUGCCAUCUACGAACGAUUUGUCGCCGACCACCCCCGCCCCUCCUCUUUCAUCAAGUAUGCCAAGUUCGAGGCCAAGCGCGGUGAGAUCUCCCGUGCCCGUGCCAUUUAUGAGCGUGCUGUCGACCUCCUCUCCGAUGAUGAGGAGGCUGAGCAGCUCUUCGUUGCCUUUGCCGAGUUCGAGGAGUGGUGCAAGGAGACUGAGCGAGCCCGAUGCAUCUACCGCUUUUCCCUUGACCACGUGCCCAAGGGGAGGGCGGAGGAGCUCUACAGGAAGUAUGUCGCAUUUGAGAAGCAGUACGGUGACCGGAAGGGGAUUGAGGAUGCCAUUGUCAGCAAGAGGAGGUUCCAGUAUGAGGAAGAGGUGAGAAAGAACCCUUUGAAUUAUGACUGCUGGUUCGAUUAUAUAAGGCUGGAGGAGAGUGUUGGGAACAAAGAUAUGGUGAGGGAGGUGUAUGAGAGAGCAAUCGCCAAUGUGCCUCCAGCAGAGGAGAAGCGGUACUGGCAAAGAUACAUCUACUUGUGGAUAAACUAUGCAUUGUAUGAAGAACUUGAUGCCCAAGACAUGGAUAGAACAAGAGAGGUUUACAGGGAAUGCCUUAAAUUGAUACCUCACAAGAAGUUUUCAUUUGCCAAAAUAUGGCUCAUGGCAGCCCAAUUUGAGAUACGGCAAAUGAAUCUAAAGGGUGCACGGAAAAUCUUGGGCAAUGCUAUUGGAAUGGCUCCAAAGGAUAAGAUAUUUAAGAAGUAUAUUGAGAUUGAACUGCAACUAGGAAACAUAACUCGUUGCAGAACUUUGUAUCAAAAGUAUCUCGAGUGGGCUCCUGCAAACUGCUAUGCUUGGUGUAAAUAUGCUGAGUUGGAAAGGUCAUUGAGUGAAACAGAGCGUGCUCGAUCGUUAUUUGAGCUUGCAAUUGCUCAACCUGCACUGGACAUGCCAGAGCUGCUCUGGAAGGCAUAUAUCGACUUUGAGAUAUCAGAGGGAGAAUACGAGCGAACAAGGCAGCUCUAUGAGAGGCUACUUGAUCGAACAAAGCACUUGAAAGUGUGGAUUAGUUAUGCCAAGUUUGAGGCUUCAGCUGGUGGGGACGAUGACGAGACAGAUGAUGAGGUUUUGGAGAAGAAUGAUAUAAACAAUGAAGAGCGACAAAGGAAGCGGAUCGAAAGAUCCCGAGGUGUUUUUGAAAGGGCAUUUGAUUACUUCAGAACAAGUGCCCCUGAAUUGAAGGAGGAAAGGGCAAUGCUUUUGGAAGAUUGGUUGAAUACGGAAAGUAGUUUUGGAAGUCUUGGAGAUGUUAGUUUAGUGCAAAAGAAAUUGCCUAGGAAGGUAAAGAAGAGAAGACCUAUAUCAUCUGAAGAUGGAACUCCUGCUGGGUUUGAGGAGUACAUUGAUUACAUUUUCGCUGAUGAAGUAGCUAUGGCACCUAAUCUGAAGAUAAUGGAAGCAGCAUACAAAUGGAAAAGACAGAAACUUGGGGCAGAUGAUGAUUGAGAAGUCAAAUGCGAUGUGCUUCGUGGCUUUGUACCAUUCCUCUUUCAAGGAGCCUAUCAUGUGGAUGCAUAUGCUCGAGUUUUCACUCAGAUGACUAAAUUCUAUUGGAAAGUAAGUCCUGUCAUUUGCAAUAUCCCUUUAUCCCAUGUAACUGUAACAAAAUACACUUCCAAAUGAUCAAACUGCAAGUGCGGCCAUCCCUUAUAAACUUCUCUCCAAGCUGCAAAAGUUUGAAACUGCCCUGUGGAUCGAGUUUUUGCCAAAAUUUGUUAGGUUAGUUUGGUUUAUAUCACCCUACCAAUAUGUAAAGAAUGUGCUUAUAUUAAACCGGGGAUUUUCAGGGCUGUGUAAUCUUACUUUGUUUUCCUUUGACAUUGAUGGAGACUUGAAUCCAUCUCGGGGAAAGCUGCUUCUGGAUUUGUGAUCAGGGAUGAACAUUAAUUGUAUUCUUCGAGCUGGGUUAGUGUGUUUUUCUGCUGGCUGCCUCUUAUCAGUA